Sphaerodactylus townsendi is the source of this 3074-nucleotide messenger RNA. It is a transcript of the gene CDKN2AIP, whose product is annotated as CDKN2A interacting protein. Gene Ontology annotation, cellular component: nucleoplasm; nucleolus. The record is from RefSeq and is a predicted model, not a curated record. Lineage: Eukaryota; Metazoa; Chordata; Lepidosauria; Squamata; Sphaerodactylidae. The coding region runs from base 125 to 1630 and encodes 501 amino acids. The transcript has 3 exons.
CUUGGCCGUCUCUGAUACGGUCAUUUCCGGGGGUUGGGCUUCGAACGGUCGCAAUCGGAGUUUCGGCUCCGGCGAAUUCGGGAAACGGGCCCGCGGUGAGCAGCUGCCGCCCGAGGAAAGCGCCAUGGCGGGCGGGGAAGCUUCCCCAGCAGCGGGGCCUGAAAUGGAGGCCGGCGGUGGCGGCGAGGGACAAGUGCGGGAAGCCGGGGAGGCCGGCCUCGACUGGGUGGAGGCCCUGCGGGGCGACUGCGAGCCGGAGCACCACUGGACCUACCGCCGCGAGUUCCUGGUUCGCAACGCCGAGGCCGUUUCGUUCUCGCCGGACGGAGAAGACGGCGGCCGGAGCCCGGAAAUGAGGCGCCUCACCGCCUUCUCUAUGGCGUGGGCCAACCACGUCUUCCUGGGAUGCCGGUAUCCUUCACAGGUGAUGGAAAAAGUGCUGGACAUGGCUGCAGGCAUCACAGUCACCAAUGCUCCAACCCACACUCUGAGAGACGAACUGGUUGCCAAGGUGAAACGAGGCAUAUCAAGUAGCAAUGAAGGGCUAGAAGAGCCUAGCAAGAAACGAGCUGUGGGUGCAGACAAAGCUUCUGAAGACACAAAAAGUGAUGCAAAGUCUACCCAGGCAGACGUGCCAAUGGAAACAGGCACUGAGCUUAUGAAGAACGUAGAAAAAGAGGUGGCAAAAGAUCCAGAGAAGAUAUCAUCUGCCAUGGCUCAGAAGGUGGCAGCUUCAGCAUCGCCAGCUGUGGCUCAGAAGGUGGAGGCUUCUGUGUCACCAGCCAUGGCUCAGAAGGUGGCAGCUUCGGCAUCGUCAGCUGUAGCUCAGAAGUUGGUGGCUUCAGCAUUGCCGACUGUGGCUCCGAAGACAGUGGCUUCAACAUCACCAGCCGUGGCUCAAAAGGUGGCACCUUCUGUUGGAGUAAAAGUAGAACCCAGGGUUGCUAAUUAUGAACCCACAACAGUCACUAGGCACAAAUCAGUUCUGGCUUCUUCGAUAUCUGGCCCUGAAUCAAAGAUAAAUUACUGCUUGACCAAACCUUCAGAAUCCAAAUCUGAAAAUGUGUUACCAUCUGAAAAGAAAGACGAUUUGGAAAAUGCUGCAGUGUUCGCUUCGAAAAGCAGUUCACAUGCAAGUGCAGUUCCUGCCAAAGUUCCCCUGAAAUUGUUAACAAGCGAAGAUGCAAAAGAGAGGCAGCCAUUCUUCAAUAGACUAUACAAGGCCGUUGCUUGGAAGCUGGUUGCUGCCGGAGGCUUUAGUCCCACUAUCAAUCAUGUAGAACUUCUAAACUCAUCUAUUCAGUCUGUAAAGGCAACAUUAGAUGUUGAUUUUGUUCCACUGAAAGAGCUUGCAGAUUUACCUCAGAACAAAAGCUCUCAGGAUAGUGUGGUCUGUGAACUGAGAUGCAAAUCUGUAUAUUUGGGUACUGGUUGGGGGAAAAGUAAAGAAAAUGCCAAAGCCGUAGCUUCAAGGGAGGCAUUGAAGCUGUUCCUCAAGAAGAACGUUGUUGUGAAAUUAUGUAAAAGAAAGUACAAAGGAAAAGAAGUUGAAGAUUUGGUGCUUCUUGACGAAGAAUCAAAACAAUUAAAUUUACCUCCAGCUUUAAGAAAUCCUCAAGAAAUAGUAUAAAAGAAUGGAGCAGCUGCUGUUUAUACUAGCAAAUAAUGUUGUAUUACAAAAACUGAAUUACUUUUGUAUACUGAAGUAGACACCCAGUUACUCUGAAUUUCUUCUCAGUUUUUCAGGACAAAUGUCAUUCCUGUUAUAUUCACUCAGUAGCAAAUAUAAACGAUUUGAUAUAGAUGUAAAGUGUGCAAAGGUAUGCCUUAACAUAUAUAGCACACUAGUGUGCAUUUUUGUUUGUUUAAAAAAAUCUUCUGAACUCUUCUGUUUUAAUGAAACAAGUUAUAGUUUGCUGUACACAGUGGUCUAAUUUUGUAAUGCCAGUGAUUUGGUAGCAGUAAUGUUCACUUCAGAACACGUAUUCUUUUUACUGGAAAGGAAUAUGUGUACAAGAACCUUUGUACCCAGAUGACGGAAAGUUAUCUAAAAAUUACUAACUUUUAUUCACAUGCUUCAAGUGUUACUUACAAUGUUUAUACGCUUAAAAAGAAAAUAGUUGAUGCAGAUUAUUUUAUUGAAGUAGCAAUAUUUUAAAUCUGGAUUUUCAAGUGUUGGUCCUGUUUUAAUCUUGUGAAUUGUCAGUAAAUAGCCGUCAGGGUUACUUAUCACUAAACUUCAUUAACCAGAUACAAUUUAUAUUUUGUGAGAAAAGCUACUUUCACUUUUUCCAAAUAAAUACAGCUUUCUAUAGUAAGGUUAUUUUACAUCUACUAUAAUUGGGAUGUGGGAUUUCAUUAAGCAUUUUCAAAUAACAGGUCAUUUUUAUAACUACAAAAAGUUAUUAAACAUUAUCAUUAACUUGCAACUUCUAAGAAUAAUAUGAAGUCCUGAUUCUACCUGUAUAGAAUUAUGAUUUUGGAAUGUCGGUAUGUAAACAGAUUUUCUAAUUAGGUUUUUUAUAUCUAUUCUCAGGAGGUAAAAGUUGCUAUGCUGAGCAUAAAGUGCGGCAGUGCCGUAAUACCCUAAUUUUUUUAUGUGUACAGACAUUUUUACAGUUAUCUUCUGUGUUGAGAAAUGCUUCUAGCAAUGGAAAAUCUCUCUUACAUCGAUAAAAUAUUCCUAAACUUGCUGGAAGUUGGGUAGGGGUAUGUUUCAAAAGGCAGUACGGUAAAUAAAGAUGACACACAUUGAAUUAUGUUAAGGCAUAUUUCCAUGAGUUGAAGCUAAAUACCACUUUUUUGUGCACCGGCCCUUGGGGAAUCAAGUAAUUCAUAAAACCUAUAAACGGAUUGUCAGUUAAUUUCCAUGUGGGUUGAUAUUUAUGAUCCCCUCUUUAGCAGUGAUUCAGUUUGCUUAAUUGAAAGUAGCUUGUAGUGAGAGCUACUCCUUGGCAGGGAUGGGAUGCAUCUGUACAAGCAUUAUCUUUUGCAUGUAUCUAAAGUGGGUCUCUGGAUGAUAGCUAUAGUUGAGUUCUGUAUUAUUUGAAUAAAUACUAAAACUAUAUUUUGAA